AUGGCUGUUGAAGACGGGGUGGCCUUGGGCAUAUUUUUAGGCAAACUGUCGAGAGAAUACCCAAAACAAGAUGGUUUGAACUAUCGAUCAAAGAUUCCAGAUGUAUUACAUCUAUAUGAAUCCUUGCGGAAAGCUAGCACGACGGUUAGCGUCGAAGGUGCUGUUGAGAACCAAAUUCUUUACCAUUUAGAGGAUGGCCCCGAAGCGGACGCGCGAGACAAGGCCUUUACAUCCGUGGAUUGGGAUGAUCCGGAGAGUAAGUUCGAGUGGGGUUGGGGGAAUCUCGCAUACUUGAAACGACUGAUGGCAUUUAACACGAUGGCUGGGGCUGAGAAGUCGUUUGAGGAAUGGGUAUCCAAAGGAGAAUAG
This is a messenger RNA of Penicillium lagena, 369 nucleotides long. Its product is annotated as Salicylate hydroxylase. The transcript has a single exon. Lineage: Eukaryota; Fungi; Ascomycota; Eurotiomycetes; Eurotiales; Aspergillaceae. The record is from RefSeq and is a predicted model, not a curated record. Bases 1 to 369 code for a protein of 122 amino acids.